This is a messenger RNA of Gaeumannomyces tritici R3-111a-1, 4385 nucleotides long. RefSeq lists its product as hypothetical. The transcript is spliced from 2 exons. Bases 686 to 3478 code for a protein of 930 amino acids. Gene Ontology annotation, biological process: regulation of chromosome condensation. NCBI's taxonomy places the organism in Eukaryota, Fungi, Ascomycota, Sordariomycetes, Magnaporthales, Magnaporthaceae. The record is from RefSeq and is a predicted model, not a curated record.
GGGAUAUCCCUCACUUGUCUGCUGUUUUCGUGACUGUUGGGAGCGAGUGAUAUUCAUGUUUCCAGCACCCUGGCCCCUUCCCUAUGAAGUUGCCCACUCCAAUUGACUCGGCCUCUGGAGAGUACCUCGGCGGGGCUUGUGGCUUCUGUGGGGCGGGCUGGUGGUGGUGCUGGAAGGCUGGGUUGGAGGGCUGAGCUGAUCCGUUUCUGGACACACCACCGGCACAGGAACGACAGUCCACAUCCGGCCGAAACAAGCAACAACGCCCUCAACGGCGACGGCGACAUGUGCAUUCAACACUGACCGGAUGCCAUUCUGCCAAGAAUCUUGCGCUUCACAUCACAAACCCGCUACCGCUCAUCACACCUGGCUCCAUCGCUACCUCCCAACGCCCGACGCUUCCCCCUUUCGCCGCAACCCGACUUCUUUGAUUACAGCACCGCCAAUCACACGCGCCGCCUUCUUGGAUCCUUCAUCGCGUCUGAACCAACAACGGCCGCGAGCUUCCGGCACGACCGUGACCACUGCGCGUGGCCCUCGAAAAUACCCCCGCGAUAGCUCCGCAUUGCGCCGUAUCGACUCCUAUCUCACAGCUGAAUCGAGAUCCAGCGAGACCACGAGCGCCACACCGACAUUGCAUUCCUUCUUCACCUAGUCGCUGAGGGGAGGCCCCGGAACAAUAAAGAUGAUGUCAGCCGGCGCCGAGGUUGGGGUGGCGCCCAAACGGAGGGCUGCUGCAACUUAUGGCAGGAACAAGCCUCGGAACGGCCUCUCGAGCGCGGCCGAGUCCGCGGCAAGUUCAUCUAGAGAUACAGCUGCCAGCCAACCAGAAAAUACGAAACCGAGAACCCACGACCGGAAUGCGCCCGCGCGAACCGCAUCUUCAGCUCAAUCCAAGGAGACCGAGAAGAGUCAAGAGACUGCGCGAAAGAACGCAUCGGGUGUGCAAGCGAAACUAUCGAGCUCCGGCUUUGUCGUGGGCGCCGGAAAGGAAACAGAAACCGCAAAAAUGGCACAGGACCCCAAACUGCCUAUGAAGCGGAAGUCUACGCAGCAGCCUGUGGCGCGUCUGCCCAAGAAGCAGCGCUCGUCCAGUCCCGACCCAUACGCCUUCCCGGGUGACCUCGAGGAUGAACGACCGAAGGCGACGAGGGAAAAGACCGCACCGCUCGGCACCAAGAAGCGCCCCGCCCGUCUCUCUCCUCCCGGAGUCAGCAGCAGCUCCGCCCCGACCCCGGUCAUCACGGCGGCCCCCGCCAAAACUCCGCGGAAGUCAGUGCCUGUUCGACCUCCCCGAAAACUGAAGCCUCCUCCAACCGAACCGCCCAUCGCGGUAUCUGGUGCGCCUGAGCCUGUCGCUGCCGAGGAAUCUAUGGAUAGGAUGAAAGAUGGCCCGAUGCGAAGGUCCAGCCCUGAAAAGAGGUCCCAGCCGCUUGUUGUCCAAGAGGCUAUUGCCAAGGAAGUGGUAACGCGGAGGAGGAGUCCAGAGAAGAUGCAGGUUGAGCCUCCGCCUGCAACCGAUGCUGUUCCUCCUCCGAAGGUCUCAGUGGCCAGGGUUGCUUCCACCGACAGGCCGACGGCGAUGCUUCCUACACGGCGCAAGCUUGCUCCUUCGGAUGGCGAGCAAGGCACAAAAGUCCCGCCUGUCAAGCGGAGGCCACGACUUAUAGACGCCUUGACUGCGCAGGCCGAACAGAGCCCGUCGUCAUCGUCAUCCUCCUCUGAGUCUGAGGACGAGUCUGAUGUCGAGCAGACACCGGCAUCCAGUUGUCCCCAAGGCAUCGAAACCCCAAACGACAUGGGAGGCUCUGGCUACGGCUCCACGCCGGCGAGUGAGACGCCGAGGCCACGAACAUUCGCACGCCAGGUCUCGAUGCCUCGGAAGCCAGGGCUGAAGUACACCUACAGCCAACAGCGCACAAUGCUUGCUGAUGAUUUCAUGAGCGGUCUCGACUCUGACAAGGCCGAGGAGAUGGCGCUGUCACAGCCGCUUCUGGAGGUACCCAGUCUGGCGAAAGACAGUGCCUUCGACUUUGAUGACGGGCUUGUUGAGGACGCCUCCACGUCGGGCGCCGUCAGGAGCCUACACGAGCUACGAAAGGCCGGUGCGAAUAACAGAACCACUGAUGAGAUGAACGAUAUCCUGGACAGGGUCGGCGUGCCUACAGCGAAGCCUUCUGCUGGCCGGAGGGAUGCGCUGCUCGAGAUGGCGCAAAAAUCUCAGCAAAAGACCUUCCGGCGCCAAUUCUCGGAUCAUCACAAUGCCACGCCCACCCUCCUCAAAGGCAUUGGCGGCGAGACCGACCCUAUCGCGGGCUAUCUGAUGGCCGCCGUCCUACUCAUCUUUCUGGAAUCGGCCACCUCCUCCAACCUCACACGGCAGCUCCCCUUUGAGGACCUGGCACAACUCAUCGACCUCCUCCUCUCCCUGGACACGGAUAUUGCCGUGCUUGCAAAGGAAAGAAAGAGUAACAUGUCCAAGUUUGCGCAGAGAGACCUGGCUGGCGUCAAGUCCUGCUUGCUCCAGCUGAAAAUAUGGGACGGCGCCCAACUCAUAGUGUUGCCCCCACGAACGCUGGCGCUCAAGUGCCUACAUCUGAUAAUGCAGCAAUCCAUGGUGGAGGACCUGGGUGACCUUUUCUCCACCUCGGUCACGGCCAAGGUCUUUGGCUGCUUGGAAUCUGCUGCAGAGAACCGGACUUCCCAGAGCUGGGACUUCCCCAAGCAACCAGAGUCGCUGGACUUGUUCCUGGCGCUCUCUCUGCUGCAUAAGUACUCCGUUUUUGCCAUGCAGACAAGCGCCGGGGCGGUAUGGAACAAGAAACACCUGCCGGUUGUUGCCAGGAUCCUGGAGACGUCAAUGACACACAGACCAGAGCAGCUGGGCGAGCUGGAGAUGCUAGUGCUGAAGCUCACGCUCAACACGGCAAACAACAACCAGGCGGCGCUCAGCCUGUUCUUGGAGAAGAGCAUCCUUCUUGAGCUAGCCCGUGGGGCUUGCAGUGCCUUCGAUGAGGUGAUGCAGGCUCUUGCCGCGGGCUCGUUCGUCCGGACCGUCCUUGAAGCUCUGGUUCUGAUCCUCGGCGUCAUGAUCAACCUUUCCGAGCACGGAGAGUCUGCCGGGCGGACCCUUGACGGGUCCGAGGCGCUGGACCGGUUCACUGACUUCUUUCUGCGCUAUCGCUCCAGGACAGCAGAGGCCGACUCGGAGGAGAAAACGCAUAUCAACGUGGCCUUUGGCUAUCUGUCGGUGCUUCUCGGGUACCUUUGCCACUACGACCCCAUCAGGAAGAGAUUCGAGGCGCUCAACCCUGGCAGCGGCCUGGAGCCGCUUAUGAACUCGAUCCAAGAGUUUGCCGUGCUUCACGAGAAGAACGAGGCUGCAGCUGCCGAAUCAACCGGGGCCGAGGACGGCAACGGUGGCAGCUCUCGCCGGCUGCGGGCCUUGGCCGACCGGCUGGCACGCUUGCGACGGUGACGAUAACGACUACGAUGAUCACUACAGCGAGAGAGUGAUAUUUUAUGAUUCUUUCCCCAUGGCGACGAAUCAGCUCGCAAGUUCACGGUCGAGACUGGACCGGUUGAUUUCAUUGACUGGCUGGCAGAGGCAAAAUGCUGUGUCACGAUAGACCCCCUUGGAGACAUUGCCCUUUGAACCUGCUGAUGAAGGAUCGACUCGGAUGAUUACUAUUACUGUCUAUUAUUACCACAUCUUAUCGACACAUCCUUGGCCCAUUCGCGAUGCUUUCACUCUUCAAGCCUCCUGCCUCGCCAUAUUUGGAACUUUUACUUUCCCUUCUUCGUCCACUUCUUAAACUGCUUUCUCGGGCAAGUAGGAUUCCUACCCUGUUGCAUAGACGUAUGGACAUCUUAGCAGCGGCGUUUUUCACAUAUCACAGUCUAUCUUUACAGCUACGCAAUGUACAUACGCAUAUCUUUUGGAGGGUUGAGGGGUGGUUAGGGGCGGCUCCUCGAUAGAGAGGACACCGUACUCCUCGUGGGGACCGGUUGAUGGCGUGGGCGGGGAGAUGGGUUCGAAAGGCAGGAAAAGGACGAGUAAACACGAAUGAUACACUGCUGGUGGUACGCAUCGCCGCUUCGGAACCGUCCCGUAAGCAAAGCAGAUGCAGCCUGUGGGCCGUGAGCUGUCCGAUGUCGAAUCGGCUUGCACGCAUGUCGCCUGCGCUGCAUGCGCCGUCACACACAGACGGGCCCGGCUUGGACACCAGCUUAUGUAGGCACGGUAGGUACAUGUAAGUGGUGUGCUUUGACUCUAUGGUAAUUUGUCAGGGCUUGACCAAGAUAAAAUGCAUAUGCCUCACUGGCAGGUGGAAAAUCGGUUAAAGGCUUUCUAUCUAGACGAAGGAAGAGAGUAUUAAACUGAC